Melopsittacus undulatus (budgerigar) is the source of this 2164-nucleotide messenger RNA. It is a transcript of the gene NR5A1, whose product is annotated as nuclear receptor subfamily 5 group A member 1. The transcript is spliced from 6 exons. The record is from RefSeq and is a predicted model, not a curated record. The coding region runs from base 100 to 1500 and encodes 466 amino acids. NCBI's taxonomy places the organism in Eukaryota, Metazoa, Chordata, Aves, Psittaciformes, Psittaculidae. Gene Ontology annotation, biological process: tissue development; regulation of transcription by RNA polymerase II; hormone-mediated signaling pathway. Gene Ontology annotation, cellular component: RNA polymerase II transcription regulator complex. Gene Ontology annotation, molecular function: zinc ion binding; nuclear receptor activity; RNA polymerase II cis-regulatory region sequence-specific DNA binding.
GCGCUCCCGCUCCGCACCCAGCGCAGGGGCUGGGGGCCGCGCUCCCCGUCCCGUCUCGCUGACCCGCUGGCUUGUCCCGCAGCAGGGCCGCUGGAGGGGAUGGAAUAUUCCUAUGAUGAGGACCUGGACGAGCUCUGUCCGGUCUGCGGGGACAAGGUCUCCGGGUACCACUACGGGCUGCUCACCUGCGAGAGCUGCAAGGGCUUCUUCAAGCGGACGGUGCAGAACAACAAGCACUACACCUGCACCGAGAACCAGAGCUGCAAGAUCGACAAGACCCAGCGCAAGCGCUGCCCCUACUGCCGCUUCCAGAAGUGCCUCACCGUGGGGAUGCGCCUGGAAGCUGUGCGUGCAGAUCGGAUGCGUGGAGGGAGGAACAAGUUUGGACCCAUGUACAAGCGGGACCGUGCCUUAAAGCAGCAGAAGAAAGCUCUGAUCCGUGCCAAUGGCUUCAAGCUGGAGACUGUGCCUCAGAUCAUGUCCCCGGUGCAGAACGACUACAGCCUGACCUCCACCAUCCACAGCAUCCACGCCAUGUCCAAGACCUUGCCGCCCAACCCAGCCGCCCUGACACCCAUUGACUAUGAGCGCAGCCCCUAUGGGACACCUUCCCUGGGAAUGACCAUGCCCAGCCACCCUCCACUCACCAGCUACCACUAUCCCUCCUUCCCCAACCGCGCCAUCAAGUCGGAGUACCCGGACCACUACACAAACGUGCACGAGUCCAUGCCCACAUACAUGUACCCAGAGACCUACCCCAGCAGCUCCCCUCCUGACAUUCCUGACAUCAUCAUGAAGCUGCUGCAGCUGGAGCCUGAUGAGGCCCAGGUCAAGGCACGGAUACUGUCCUGCCUGCAGCAAGAGCAAGGCAAAGGCCGGCACGAGAAGCUCAGCACCUUCGGCCUCAUGUGCAAGAUGGCUGAUCAGACCCUCUUCUCCAUUGUGGAGUGGGCACGGAGCUGCAUCUUCUUCAAGGAGCUGGAGGUUGGUGACCAGAUGAAGCUGCUGCAGAACUGCUGGAGUGAGCUGCUCGUGUUCGACCACGUCUUCCGGCAGCUGCAGCACGGCAAGGAGCACAGCCUGCUGCUGGUCACCGGGCAGGAGGUGGAUGUGUCGACCAUCGCAGCCCAGGCUGGCUCUGUCCUGAACACACUGAUGCUGCGGACACAGGACCUCAUCCUGCACUUGCACUCGCUCCAAGUGGACCGGCAGGAGUACGUCUGCCUCAAGUUCCUCAUCCUCUUCAGCCUCGACGUGAAGUACCUGGAGAACCACAUGCUGGCUAAGGAUGCUCAGGAGAAGGCCAACGCGGCGCUGCUGGAGUACACCCUAUGCCACUAUCCCCACGCCACAGACAAGUUCCGCCAGCUGCUGCUGCGGCUCUCUGAGGUCCGGGCGCUGAGCAUGCAGGCAGAGGAGUACCUGUACCACAAGCACCUCAGCGGGGAGGUGCCCUGCAACAACCUCCUCAUUGAGAUGCUGCACGCCAAGAGGACUUGAGUGCAGCUGCCAGCAUGGACCCGUCAGAGCCCCGGUGCUGCCAGUGGCAUGGCCAGGGCAGGACUCAUGCCCGGGGCUGACGGGCUGGUGCAGCCUCUCCACCCUGCCUUCUCAGUGAUGCUAUUUAACCUGUGCUAUUGGAAGAGUCCCAGAUGGUUUAUUUUAAUACACGGCAAGGACAGUUGAUGGCUCUGGGGCCGUGGGCUCAGCUGCCGGACUGUGCCAUUGGCAGCGCUGCUGCCUGGCUCCUCUGCACACGCGUUGCCUGACCUGUUGCCCACUCAACCCAUCUCUGUAGUGCAGUGGAAGGGUAAAGCCUGUUCUGGCUUUUCUCCUAUUUAUGCUCCUCUCCUGCUGUUCCUCCACCACUGCCAUCCCUCCCUUAACCCUGCCCCAUGUCUCAGGGCCCCUCGUGCACAGGGCAGGGGAGAGGUGAGGUGAAUUUCCCCCCAGGCUGUGGUUUUGCAGUGGUUGGGGUGUCCCCAGGCACUGCCAUAGAGGCAGAGGAUUUCUGCAGGAGCAAAGCAGAAUGCUGAGGCUGGGGCUGGAGAUGUCAGCCCCAAGCAGCCAUACCAGCACCACAAGGUGCACGUGCUGAGGUCCCUGGUCCUCACUCCCCACAGUGCUGAUGCCUGCUCUGCAUCUUGCCACUGUCCUGGCCGAG